Messenger RNA from Strongyloides ratti, 1479 nucleotides. Its product is annotated as Large neutral amino acids transporter small subunit 1. The transcript is spliced from 3 exons. Gene Ontology annotation, cellular component: membrane. The record is from RefSeq and is a predicted model, not a curated record. Gene Ontology annotation, biological process: amino acid transmembrane transport. Gene Ontology annotation, molecular function: L-amino acid transmembrane transporter activity. Bases 1 to 1479 code for a protein of 492 amino acids. Lineage: Eukaryota; Metazoa; Nematoda; Chromadorea; Rhabditida; Strongyloididae.
AUGUCGCAGUCUCCUUUUAAAAAGCCUGAUGAAAAUCAGCCAUUAAAUCCUGAAGAUGAAAAAAAUGAACAAAAAGGAUUAGAAAAAUCUUUGACAUUAUUUAAUGGUGUUUCAAUGAUUGUUGGAUGUAUCAUUGGAUCUGGUAUUUUUGUUUCACCAACUGGUGUUCAAGAAAAAGCUGGAAGUGUAGGUGUUAGUUUAUUGAUAUGGUUAAUAUGUGGUAUAUUUGCUGGAAUUGGUUCAUAUUGUUAUGCUGAAUUGGGAACAUUAAUAAGAAAAUCUGGUGGUGAUUAUGCAUAUAUAAUGGAAGCAUUUGGACCAUUUUUAGGAUUUGUACGUUUAUGGAUUGAAGCUGUUGUUGUAAGACCAUGUACAUGUACCAUUGUAGCAUUAACAUUUUCUAUAUAUAUGUUACAACCUUUUUUUAAUGAUUGCCCACCUCCAGAUGGUUUGGCACAAUUAAUAGCAGCAGCUUUGAUUAUUAUUUUAACUGCUAUUAAUUGUAUUUCUGUAAAAUUAGCUACUGCAGUUCAAGAUAUUUUUACAGUUGCUAAAGUUUUUGCAUUAAUUGCAAUUAUAUGUUCAGGUAUUUAUCUUAUUAUUUUUGGUGAUUAUAAAUAUCGUGAAUCAUUUGAAAAUAUUUGGGAAGGUACAACAAAAGAUUUUGCCAGUGCAUCAUUAGCAUUUUAUUCUGGUUUAUUUGCUUAUCAAGGAUGGAAUUAUUUAAAUUUUAUUGUUGAAGAAUUACAAAAUCCAAAAAAAAAUCUUCCAUUAGCUAUAUUAAUAUCAUGUGUAACUGUUACACUUAUUUAUGUUCUUACAAAUGUUGCUUUGUAUGCUGUUAUAUCACCUGAUGAAAUGCUCCUAUCACCUGCUGUUGCAAUUGAAUAUGCAAAUAAAGUUUUUGGACCUUUUGCUUUUACAAUGCCAUUAUUUGUAGCAUGUUCAACAUUAGGUUCAGCUAAUGGUGUUAUUUUUACAUCAUCACGUCUUUUUUAUGUUGGUGCAAGAGAAGGACAAAUGCCAAUUGUAUUAACAAUGAUUAAUAAAUCAACUAAAACUCCAAUACCAGCUGUUAUAUUUACUGGAUUUUUAUCUUUAGCAUAUCUUCUUUUAUCUAAAGAUGUAUUUGCACUUAUAAAUUAUAUUGCUAUAAGUUAUUGGUUGGCUAUUGCUGGGGCAAUCGCUGCAUUGUUUGUUUUUAGAAAAACAAUGCCUGAUGCACCAAGACCAAUUAAGGUAAAUCUUAUCUGGCCGAUAAUCUUCUUCAUAGGGUGUAUGUCAUUAGUUAUAGUUCCAAUAAUCGGAGCUCCUAAAGAUACAGCAAUUGGUAUAACUAUAAUGUUGACAGCUGUUCCAAUAUACUUUAUUUUUAUUGCAUGGAAAAAUAAACCAAAAUUUAUUAUGAACCUUUCAAAUGGUUUUACAAAAUUCUGUCAAAAACUGUUUAUGGUUGUUGAUGAUAACAAAGAAGAAUAA